This is a messenger RNA of Zerene cesonia (dogface butterfly), 1649 nucleotides long. Its product is annotated as band 4.1-like protein 5. The transcript has 2 exons. Lineage: Eukaryota; Metazoa; Arthropoda; Insecta; Lepidoptera; Pieridae. Gene Ontology annotation, molecular function: cytoskeletal protein binding. The record is from RefSeq and is a predicted model, not a curated record. Gene Ontology annotation, cellular component: cytoskeleton. The annotation marks the transcript as partial.
UGUGAUUUUUAUGUUCAGUGUGAAUGAGAUUUACAAUAAUUUUACAAUGAAUAAAUAGCAACUUAGAAUAAAGUCUUUUGUGCUAUGUGACAUUAAUAUGUGAAACUGAUGAGUGUUGAAUUCGAUGUUCUUUUUUCGGUACAUCAUCAAACAUGUUAAGAUUUCUGAGUCGAAAAGGUCGAUCGUCUAGCCAGACGCGCAAGAAACAAAGUCAAAAAUCAUCAACCAAUAAAAAUUUGAUUCAAUGCAAGGUAAUGUUACUUGACGAUACCGAUUUAACUAUAAAUCUUACUAAAAAAGCUAGUGCCGCCGAUUUGUAUGAACAAGUGUUUUACUCACUGGAUUUAAUAGAAAAAGAUUAUUUUGGAUUACAAUUCACAGAUACUAAUAAUGUGCAACACUGGCUAGAUCCAACAAAAACCAUUAAAAAGCAAGUGAAAAUCGGACCGCCCUACACAUUGAGGUUAAAAGUUAAAUUUUAUUCAUCUGAACCUAACAAUCUUAGAGAAGAACUGACAAGAUAUCAGUUUUUCUUACAAUUAAAAAAAGAUAUUUUAGAGAGCAAGUUAGAAUGCCCACAUACAACAGCUGUAGAAUUGGCUGCACUGGCACUACAAUCAGAGUUGGGUGAUUAUGAUGAAACCAUUCACACACCAGCCACAGUGUCAGAAUUCCGUUUUGUGCCUAACCAAACUGAAGAGAUGGAAAUUGAAAUAUUAGAAGAGUAUAAGAAAUAUAAAGGUCUUACACCUGCACAAGCAGAAGUAAACUAUCUUAAUAAAGUUAAAUGGCUGGAAAUGUAUGGGGUGGACAUGCACAUAGUUCUGGGAAAAGAUGGCUGCGAGUAUCAUUUAGGGUUAACACCGACAGGAAUACUUGUUUUUGAAGGUCCCCAAAAAAUCGGAUUAUUCUUUUGGCCGAAAAUUACAAAAUUAAAUUUCAAAAAGAAAAAGUUAACCUUAGUAGUAGUAGAAGAUGAUGACCAAGGGCGUGAACAAGAACACACAUUCGUGUUUCGUCUACACAACGAAAAAGCUUGCAAACAUCUUUGGAAGUGUGCUGUUCAAUACCACACAUUCUUUCGCUUACGUGCUCCAGUUAAAGGCCCAUCGGCUAGGCAAAACUUCUUUAGGAUGGGAUCAAGGUUUCAAUAUUCAGGAAAAACCGAAUACCAAACAACUCAACAAAAUCGUGCGCGUCGAACAGUUCAAUUUGAAAGACGACCGAGCCAACGUUUUGCUCGUAGACAAAGUCAUGUUUUGCGAGAAAGAGAAAAACAAAUUGUAACCGCUAAACCUGAAAGUACUCCACAAGUUGAAACUUCUGAAAUAGCCCCGAGUACUUCUGUUGAGGAAACUUCAACACUAAGCACGAAUGAGAACCCUGUUAUUACAACAACUGAAACUGCUCUUGAGCCUUUAACUAGAAAAGAUAGUGCCAAAUCUCAAAAGUCUACAGACGAAAAAGAAGAAAACACAGAUGAAAAAAACCCUGAGGUUGAACCUUGGUUAUAUACAUUGGUCUUUAGACACUGCCGAAGUUUAGAUUUAAAAACUUCUGCGAGUUUUCAGAAAACGGCCAACCCGAUUUGGAUACGUCCGGCGAUCUCUUUUACUUUUGAGUCUGUUGCGAAUGACAAACAAUCCAAG